UAGUGUUUUUGGAUUUUAAUUUUGUUAAAGGACACUCAGAUGAAACAGACAGAUCCAGUUAUGGAUUCAUUACAGGCUUACAGCUGAAGCACUGGAUUAUGAGACCCAUCUGUGUUUUUUAUUGGCAAGUUAGGGAGACUCAAACUUCAGGUUUUGUAUUGGGUGAAUGUGUCCUGAGCGAGUGGGCGCAGUCUUCUAAAACAUGUGUUGUUUUCCCCAGCAUGGUCAAUAGAGCUCAAUCCAAAAAGCUUGCUAUUGGUGUGAGAUUUCCAUUAUUUAAAAUUUGCAGCAGCUCCACAAAAGGAAGAAAACUAUCAAUAUACAAUCAGAAGCAUCAACUAGAUAGAAAACCUAGGAUGGUUGGCACGCGGUAUCUUCCCCCUCUGUUCAGUGUUGCACCGAUGAUGGAAUGGACAGAUACUCAUUAUAGGACUCUUGCCCGACUCAUUACGAAACAUGCAUGGCUGUAUACCGAAAUGCUUGCUGCAGAAACAAUUGUUUAUCAGAAGGAUAAUUUGGACAGGUUUUUAGCGUAUUCUCCGGAAGAACAUCCUGUCGUGCUUCAAAUUGGGGGAAAUAAUUUGGAAAAUCUAGCAAAAGCAACUGAACUAGCAAAUGCUUACGGCUAUGAUGAGAUUAAUUUUAACUGUGGAUGUCCUAGCCCGAAGGUAGCUGGACAUGGAUGUUUUGGUGUGCGUCUAAUGCUUGAUCCGAAGUUUGUUGCUGAGGCUAUGUCAGUGAUUGCUGCCAACUCAGAUGUUCCAGUCAGCGUUAAGUGCCGCAUUGGUGUUGACAACCAUGAUUCAUAUAAUGAGCUCUGUGAUUUUAUAUAUAAGGUUUCUUCGCAAUCUCCAACUAGGCAUUUCAUUAUACAUUCACGAAAGGCAUUGCUCAAUGGCAUUAGCCCAGCCGAUAACCGAAGAAUCCCUCCCCUGAAAUAUGAGUACUAUUAUGCCCUCUUGCGUGACUUUCCGGACUUGAGGUUUACUAUUAAUGGAGGCAUAAAUGGUAUCAAUGAGGUGAACGCUGCCCUAAAGGCAGGCGCACACGGGGUUAUGGUUGGACGUGCAGCCUACAACAACACUUGGAACACUUUGGGACACGUUGAUAGUGCUGUUUAUGGGGCACCUCAAUCCAAUGUUACACGUCGUCAGGUCCUUGAAAAGUACCAAGUAUAUGCGGAUUCUGUGGUACGGAAGUAUGGAGACAGACCCUCUGUUCGGGAAGUGGUUAAGCCUCUGCUUAGUCUCUUCCAUUCAGCACCUGGAAAUGGCUUGUGGAAACGAAAAGCUGAUGCUGCUUUACUGCAUUGCACGACAGUGAAGUCCUUUUGUGAGGAAUCUCUUGUGGUGAUUCCCGAUUUUGUUUUGGAUUCAACUGUUGGUGCGGCACCCUCUGGUUGUGUAGAUACUUUCGCGAAAUUAAGUAAUUCGCUACCUCCUCCAUAUGCCGCAAUACAACAUGAAGCCUUGCGUGCUUAGUUUGUACAAUGAAGUUCAUUUUUGUACUUGCCGAUGACUGUAUCCCUUUUCUGUUGAUCGGCCAAAGAAGAAAAUAGGAAAAGGAAAAAAAGAAGCCAAUGACUAAAUUUCCUUGUUAGAAAGAUCGUCUAAUUCUUUGGGAUAAGAGUCCCAUGUAACAAUUGCUGCAUCGAAUACUUGUCUGAUUAGUGUACUUAAAUUUUAACACUACACCUGAAGUCAGUGUAUAACAUUAUGCUAAUCUUUGGGUUAUGCCUUGAGCUAGAUGGGUGGAGUGCUAUUUUUGUUGAAGUCCUAGAUCUGUUUGACUGGUUGUGGGCUGAAUACUGUGUAGUCGUAUUGGACAGAUUUAAUUAAUUAAAGCUUUAUAUUUUUUUUGUGUCCAAA
Molecule: messenger RNA, 1868 nt
Organism: Rhododendron vialii
Lineage: Eukaryota; Viridiplantae; Streptophyta; Magnoliopsida; Ericales; Ericaceae
Exons: 13
Coding region: 99-1481 (460 amino acids)
Biological process (GO): tRNA dihydrouridine synthesis
Molecular function (GO): flavin adenine dinucleotide binding; tRNA dihydrouridine synthase activity
Source: RefSeq, a predicted model, not a curated record